GCUGAAUUUACCUUGGUUUCACAUGGUUUCUUUAUUUCAUGAAUUUCGGGUGUUUGUGUUUUGAUUCACAAUUUGUAAUAAUUUUGAACUAUUUUUUAAAAAAAUGGAUGAUUCUGUGCCUAAAAAAACAUUUAAAUUAAUACGAAGGAAGCCUGUUAUAAAAUCUGAGCCAGAACCUGAUGUUAUUCAAAAAAAUUUGGAACCACUUUUUCAUAACAUCAAAAAGAAAAGGCUGGCCCAAGACAUUUAUUAUCAAAAUCAUAGUUUUGGUGUAACUUCCCUGAAGAAGGAUGUGCAUCAAAGAUUGGGACAAACUUCAAAGUCACAAAAGUUUUUCCAUAUGCCCUAUGGAACAAACACAUCCAGUAUUGGCCCUAAGCCCAAAAAACUAUUUCGAAGAAAUCACCAAAAUAACCAAUUACAAAGGCAUUUCUCUGUACAGGACAGGCUUAACAAAAUCAGGCUACAUCAAUCGCUAAUUGGUAAAAACAAAGUACUAAAACUUGGAAGAAACAUUCCAUAUAACUUGAGGGUGCAAGUAUCCAACUUGGAUUUUAAAAAACAACCAAAUUUUCAUAGAAAGUUUAAACUUAUACUUAAUCCACAACUACAAGAAGACAUUCAGGCAAUACAGUUAAAGUUUCUAUCCAUGCCUUUACAUUUGGAGGACUGGAGAACCCAACCUGAAAGUACAGGUGUAAGGAUGAAUGAUCGCUUUACCUUGUACUAGUGUUAAUUAUGUUACAAAAUGCUACCAAAAUUGAUGGAAUCAGUGAAAACAAGGUCAUUUUUAUAUUUAGAAAUUCAGUAUCAAACAUUAGGGGGGUUUGUUGUGAAACAUUGUUUGGAACUUUGGAACUUCCCAGGUAACAAUUGUGUAAUGCAUGAUGAACUUAUUACAUAAUUUUCUUAGCUGCCUUUUAUCACAUAAGUGCCCUAUCAUAUUUAACAAUUUUACAGAGCAUCUUAAGAUUUUUGAGCUAAUUUAAAUUAUUUUUUAAGAGGUUGUUUAAUUGGCUUCUAGGGCUUCUUAUUAGGAAGUAAGGGUGGAACUAAAAAAACAUUUUUGUAUAUAACUUUUGUACCACAUUUUUUUUCAAAAUU
Messenger RNA from Brassicogethes aeneus, 1104 nucleotides. Lineage: Eukaryota; Metazoa; Arthropoda; Insecta; Coleoptera; Nitidulidae. The record is from the annotation of a GenBank genome assembly.